CUGGAUAAGAGCGAGGUGACAACGUUGGGCCUGCCCCCCUCAGCCAGCCAUGGAGCCUCUGACGCCUCUCACAUCAGCGUGGAUGGGGCAGGGGCUGUGGCCGAGGUGGGAGCUCUAGCCGGAUGGGCUGAAGGGUCAGUGGUUGUCGAGGCCCAAUGGACACGCACUGCUCUGGAGCAGCUACAGCAGAAGAUCUUGAAGAUCACUGAGCAGAUUCGCAUAGAACAGGAGGCACGAGAUGACAACGUGGCCGAAUACUUGAAGCUGGCCCACAAUGCCAACAGGCAUCAGGCUUUCCGUAUCAAACAGGUGUUUGAGAAGAAGAACCAGAAGUUUGCACAGACCAUCACCCACCUGCUCAAAAAGCUAGAGCACUACCACAAGAAGUUGAAGGAGAUAGAGCAGGUGAGUGUGUGUGCAGGUGUGUGUCUGUGUGUGUGUGUGUGUGAGAGAGAGAGAGAGACAGACAGACAGACAGACAGACAGACAGACAGACAGACAGACAGACAGACAGACAGACAGACAGACAGACAGACAGACAGACAGACAGACAGAGAGAGAGAGAGAGAGAGAGAGAGAGAGAGAGAGAGAGAGAGAGAGAGAUGGGUCCUCUUUUAAGUUGACACCGUUUCCCCCUUUCUCCUUAUAGCAUGGUCUAGGCCAGCAGUAUAAGGAUGUGGUGGUGGAAAUGCAGCAGGGGCUGAAGGAUGUAGGAGCCAACGUACGAGCAGGGAUCAGUGGCUUUGGUGGAGGUUUGGUGGAGGGGGUCAAAGGAGGGGCGUCAGAACUCACCCAUACCGCUGUGGUAUCUAAGCCAAGGGAGUUUGCCAGCUUGAUCAAAUUCGGCAGCACAGACACCAUAGAGGACGGUGUAGAGGGGCAUUCAGACAACGCACCCCUGAGUGGCUGCUUCACCUUGGCCUCCAGCCCCAAGUACGGCAGUGAUGAUGAGUGCUCCAGUGACGUCAGUGAUGACGAGUGCUCCGGGGCCAGGGGAGGAGGGGGGAUGUUGGGGCUGGGGCCGGGCAGGCUGGAUGGGUACCACCAUCAUAGUUCCUGGGAUGCCCAGCUGGUAGGCCUGCAGGAGAUCAAGGCCAGCCAGGCCCACAUGGAGGACGCCAUCGAGGACAUGAAGAGUCAGCUGCAGAGUGACUACUCCUAUAUGAAACAGUGCCUGCAGGAGGAGAGAUACAGGUAUGAGCAACUGGAAGAGCAGCUGAACGACCUGACAGAGCUGCACCAGAAGGAGAUGUCCAACCUGAAACAUGAGCUGGCCAGCAUAGAGGAGAAAGUGGCCUACCAGUCUGAUGAGAUAACCAGAGACUCUCAGGUAAAGAGGAAGACACUGUGUAUAAUCAGCUGUGUAGUGGAGGGUAAACACAUGUAAAAGCAGUUUAUUCACCUUUUUUAUUUUGAGUAUUUACCCACCUUUUACAGAAAAAUGCAAUGAAAGUAUAGAGAGCAUUAUUUUACUCACCGCAAACUGCGAUCAGCGUUUACCCACCUAUUUUUAAAAAACCAUUAAUUAACAGUAAUUUCGAUCCUAAUGUGCAAAUUGUCCAAAUAGAUACGCAAGGUAGAUGGAUUAUUUUAAAUAUGUUAUUGGACCAUAAACAGAUAUGGCUCAUUAACCUUUACGGACCAAAUAAUGAUGAUCCACACUUCUUUGACAAUAUAUAUAUAUAAUAAAUGAUCAACCCUGCAAGCAAUUCAAGACUCUAUUAUUAUGGUGGGAGAUUAUAAUACUGUUUUAAAUAGCUCAAUGGACCGUAAAGGAAAUCACUCUACAAACAAUCACCCUCAUGCUCUUAAGGAAAUCGUGAAUGUCAUGGAUACAUUAGAACUAGUAGAUAUAUGGAGGCUUAAAUAUCCUGAUCUAGUGAGAUAUACAUGGCGGAGAAUAGAAUUAAAAAGGUAUUGUCAGACAUUAUUCAUUCUAAUCAGACAGGUUGGAAGAUACAUUGGAGAUAAUAUAAGGCAAGUACUGGAAACAAUAGAACACUAUGAAAAAUCUGGGAAACCAGGCCUGCUAUUCAUAGCAGACUUCGAAAAGGCAUUUGAUAAAGUAUGACUGGGGUUUAUAUAUAAAUGCCUGGAGCAUUUCAAUUUUGGAGAAUCUUUUAUAAAAUGGGUUAAAAUCAUGUAUAGUAAACCUAGGUGUAAAAUAGUAAAUAAUGGCUAUUUCUCAGAAAGUUUUAAACUGUCAAGAGGAGUGAAACAAGGUUGUCCACUAUUGGCAUAUCUAUUUAUUAUGGCCAUUGAGAUGUUAGCUAUUAAAAUCAGAUCCAACAAUAAUAUCAAGGGAUUAGAAAUCCAGGGCUUAAAAACAAAGGUGUCAUUGUACGCUGAUGAUUCAUGUUUUCUUUUAAAUCCACAACUUGAAUCCCUCCACAGCCUCAUAGAGGAUCUAGAUACAUUUUCUAACCUCUCUGGAUUACAACCAAAUUAUGAUAAAUAUACUAUAUUACGUAUUGGAUCACUAUAAAAUACAAUUUUUACAUUACCAUGUAGUUUACCAACACAAUGGUCUGAUGGUGAUGUGGAUAUACUCGGAAUACAUAUCCCAAAUGAAAUAAAUGAUCUCACUCCAAUAAAUGUCAAUAGAAAGUUAGCAAAAAUAGAUAAGAUCUUGCUACCAUGGAAAGGUAAAUACCUGUCAAUUUGUAGAAAAAUCACCCUGAUUAACUCUUUAGUAUUAUUCCAGUUUACCUAUUUGCUUAUGGUCUUGCCUACACCUAGCGAACAGUUUUUUUAAAUUAUAUGAGAAAAAAAUAUUCAAUUUUAUUUGGAACGGCAAGCCAGACAAAAUUAAAAGGGCCUAUUUCUAUAAUGAAUAUGAAUUUGGAGGACAGAAAUUAUUAAAUAUUAAAGCAUUAGACCUAUCACUAAAAGCUUCAGUCAUACAAAAGUUAUACUUAAAUCCGAACUGGUUCUCUAGCAAAUUAGUAGGAUUGUCUCACCCAAUGUUCAAGAAUGUUUUUUUCCCUUUAUUCAGAUUACAACCUCUCACUUUCAGUUAUUUGAAAAGGAAAUCAUCUCCCAAAUAUCACUCUUUCUAAAACAAGCCAUAGAAAGUUGGUUGCAAUUUCAAUUUAAUCCUCCAGAAACGACAGAACAAAUAAUGCAACAAAUAUUGUGGUUAAACUCAAAUAUACUAAUUGAUAAAAAAAACUUUUUUUUUACAAAAUGUUUAAAAAAGGUAUAAUCUUCGUAAAUGAUAUCAUCGGUAGGACUGGUGGAGUUAUGUCGCACAUGCAGCUAACAAAAACAUAUAGAAAUGUCUGCUCUACCCAAAAUUACAACCAAAUAAUUGUAGCAUUACUGCAAAAAUGGAAGAGGAAAGUGGAGGGGGGAAAAAGUAAGGAACUUGUCUGUCGGCCUUGCAUUAAAGAACAAAAUUGGUUAAAGAAAACUGUGAUAAAUAAAAAAGUAUACCAGUUUCAUUUAAGGACCAAAGGGUUGACAGCCAUCCCAUAUAGAUUGCAAAAUAGUUGGGAAGAGAUUGUUUAUGUAUCGAUCCCAUGGCAUAGUGUUUAUGAACUGAUACGGAAAACGACGGCGGAUUCAAAGCUUAGAAUUCUUCAAUUUAAAUUAUUAUAUAAAAUUCUUGCUACCAAUAUAAUGUUAUUUAUAUGGGUGAUACAAUCUUCCCAGCUCUGCAGAUUUUGCUGCGAAGAGACUUGAUCAUUUGUUUUGGUACUGUCCAUUUGUAGCUUGUUUUUGGACACAUGUCCAGGAAUGGCUAAAGGAUUGCAAUAUUUACCUGGAGCUAACACUGCAGAUAGCAUUACUGGGUUAUCUGAAAAGUCAUAGUCAAUCGAUCAAUAAUAUAAUAAUACUUUUAGCAAAAAUGUUUAUUUUCAAUUUACAACCUGUAGUAACAAUGAGAAUAGAAAGGUUCAGAACUUUUGUAAAACAUCACAGUACAGUUGAAAAAUAUAUGGCAAAUAGAAAUCCAAUAUGGAUGGUGUUAAGAGAUAGAUGGGUGGUGUUGAAUGGAGUUGAAGGAUGGGACUAAUAACAACUAACAGCUAAUAACAACAAGAUAACUAAUAAUGUAAGCAUACUGUGUCCAUAAUAAGUAUAUAGGUUAUAGGUUGAGCGCUUUUGUGAAAGAGCACAGUUAGAAAGAUAUGGCAUAUAGAAGCAAACCCGAUGGACAUCAUGAAAAUGAUCGGAGAGGUUGAGGGUAGAGGAAGUUCAGGAGUAAAAACAAACAAAAUAUAAUUAUUGUAAAAUUGACUGUGUCCAUAAAAUGUAUAUAGUAUGUAUAAGCUUGAAGUAGAGGCCUAAGCAUUGUUGUUCACUAGUUUACUCUAAUUAGGGAAGGGGUGGUGGGGUUGGAAUGUAAUAAAGGGAAAUAUUUUUUUUUAAAGGAUAUGUAUAUGUAUGUCUAUAUAUAUGUAUGUAUGUAUGUAUGUAUAUGUAUGUAUGUGUAUAUAUAUAUAUAUUUGCGAGAGAAAAAAAACAUAUGGGGGAUUGGAAGUGAUGCAGACAAUUACAUUGAUGGAAGUUACAAUCUAUCUGCAAUAUUAAAGGUGAUUAAAGCUUUGUACAUGUAGGUAGGUGUAAAGUGACUAUGCAUAGAUAAUAAACAGCGAGGAGGGGGGGGGGGUCAAUGUAAAUAGCCCGGGUGGCAAUUUGAUUACUUGUUCAGCAGUCUUAUGGCUUGGGGGUAGAAGCUGUUAAGGAGCCUUUUGGACCUAGACUUGGCGCUCCGGUACCGCUUGCUGUGCGGUAGCAGAGAAAAAAGUAUAUGACUUGGGUGACUGGAGUCUUUGACAAUUUUCUGGGCCUUCCUCUGACACCGCCUUGUAUAUAGGUCCUGGAUGUCAGGAAGCUUGGCCCCAGCGAAGUACUGGGCCGUACCCACUACCCUCUGUAGCGCCUUACGGUCGGAUGCCGAGCAGUUGCCAUACCAGGCGGUGAUGCAACCGGUCAGGAUGCUGUCGAUGGUGCAGCUGUAUUACUUUUUGAGGAUCUGGGGAACCAUGGCAAAUCUUUUUAGUCUCCUGAGGGGGAAAAGGCGUUGUCGUGCCCUCUUCACGACUGUCUUGGUGUGUUUGGACCAUGAUAGUUUGUUGGUGAUGUGGACACCAAGGAACUUGAAACUCUCGACCCACUCCACUACAGCCCCGUCGAUGUGAAUGGGGACCUGUUCGGCCCUCAUUUUCCUGUAGUCCACGAUCAGCUCCUUUGUCUUGCUCACAUUGAGGGAGAGGUUGUUGUCCUGUCACCACACCACCAGGUCUCUGACCUCCUCCCUAUAGGCUGUCUCAUCGUUGUCAGUGAUCAGGCCUACCACUGUUGUGUCGUCAGCAAAUGUAAUGAUGGUGUUGUAGUCAUGCUUGGCCAUGCAGUCGUGGGUGAACAGGGAGUACAGGAGGGGACUAAGCACGCACCCCUGAUGGGCCCCAGUGUUGAGGAUCAGCGUGGCAGAUGAGUUGUUGCCUACCCAUACCACCUGGGGUGGCCCAUCAGGAAGUCCAGGAUCCAGUUGCAGAGGGAGAUGUUUAGUCCCAGGGUCAUUAGCUUAAUGAUGAGCUUUGUAGGCAAUAUGGUGUUGAACGCUGAGCUGUAGUGAAUGAACAGCAUUCUCACAUAAGAGUUCCUUUUGUCCAGGUGGGAAAGGGCAGUGUGGAGUGCGAUUGAGAUUGCGUCAUCUGUGGAUCUGUUGGGGUGGUAUGCGAAUUGGAGUGGGUCUAGGGUUUCCGGGAUGAUGGUAUUGAUAUUAGCCAAGACCAGCCUUUCAAGGCAGUUCAUGGCUACCAACGUGAGUGUUACGGGGCGGUAGUCAUUUAGGCAGGUUACCUUCAUUUUCUUGGGCACAGGGACUAUGGUGGUCUGCUUGAAACAUGUAGGUAUUACAGACUCGGUCAGGGAGAGGUUGAAAAUAUCAGUGAAGACACUUGCCAGUUGGUCUGCGCAUGCUCUGAGAACACGUCCUGGUAAUCCAUCUGGCCCCGUGGCCUUGUGAAUGUUGACCUGUUUAAAGGUCUUGCUGACAUCGGCUACGGAGAGCGUGAUCACACAGUCAUCCGGAACAGCUGAUGCUCUCAUGCUUGCUUCAGUGUUGCUUGCCUCGAAGCGAGCAUAAAAGGCAUUUAGCUAAUCUGGUGGGCUCGCGUCACUGGGCAGCUCGCAGAUAGGUUUCCCUUUGUAGUCCGUAAUAGUUUGCAAACCCUGCCACAUCCGACGAGCGUCAGAGCCGGUGUAGUAGGAUUCAAUCUUAGUCCUGCAUUGACACUUUGCCUGUUUGAUGGUUCGUCUGAGGGCAUAGCGGGAUUUCUUAUAAGUGUCCGAAUUAGUGUCCCACUCCUUGAAAGUGGCAGCUCUAGCCUUUAGCUUGGUAUGGAUGUUGCCUGUAAUCCAUGGCUUCUGGUUGGGAUAUGUACGUACGGUCACUGUGGGGACGUCGUCGUCGUGCACUUAUUGAUGAAGCCGGUGACUGAGGUGGUAUACUCUUCAAUGCCAUUGGAUGAAUCCCGGAACAUAUUCCAGUCUGUGCUAGCAAAACAGUCCUGUAGCGUAGAAUCCGCAUCAUCUGAUCAAUUCCGUAUUGAGCGAGUCACUGGUACUUCCUGCUUUAGUUUUUACUUGUAAGAAGGAAUCAGGAUGAUAGAAUUAUGGUCAGAUUUGCCAAAUGGAGGGCGAAGAAGAGCUUUGUAUGCGUCUCUGUGUGUGGAGUAAAGGUGGUCUAGAGUUUUUUUUCCCUCUGGUUGCACAUGUGACAUGCUGAUAGAAAUUAGAUUAAACUGAUUUAAGUUUGACUGCAUUAAUGUCCCCGGUCACUAGGAGCGACGCUUCUGGAUGAGCAUUUUCUUGUUUGCUUAUGGCCUUAUACAGCUUGUUGAGUGCGGCCUUAGUGCCAGCAUCGGUUUGUGGUGGUAAAUAGACGGCUAUGAAUAAUAUAGAUGAAAACUCUCUUGGUAGAUAGUGUGGUCUACAGCUUAUCAUUAGGUACUCUACCUCAGGCGAGCAAUACCUCGAGACUUCUUUAACAUUAGACUGCGCACCAGCUGUUAUUGACAAAUAGACACACACACCCACCCCUCGUCUUACUCGUCAUACUUUUUUUUCCGUCUUACCAGACUUAGCUGCUCUGUCCUGCCGAUGCACAGAAAACCCAGCCAGCUCUAUAUUAUUUGUGUCAUUGUUCAGCCACGACUCGGUAAAACAUAAGAUAUUAGUUAGUAGGAUAGUCUCGAUCGUAGAUCAUCCAGUUUAUUUUCCAGUGAUUGCAUGUUGGCCAAUUGAACGGAUGGUGGAGGCAGUUUACCCACUCGCCGACAAAUUCUCACAAGGCACCCCUACCUCUGCCCCCUGUAUUUCCGUCUUUUCUUCACGUGAAUGACGGGGAUUUGGGCCUGGUCUCGGGGAAGCAGUAUAUCCUUCGCGUUUGAUUCAUUAAAGAAAAAAUCUUCGUCCAGUUCGAGGUGAGUAAUCGCUGUUCUGAUGUCCAGAAGCUGUUUUCGGCCAUAAGAGACCGUAGCAGCAACAUUAUGUACAAAAUAAGUUACUAACAAUGUGAAAUAACUAACAAAUUAGCACAGUUGGUUAGGAGCCCGUAAAUGGCAGCCAUCCCCUCCGGCACCAAUUAUGUUAUAUGUUUUUGUACAGGAGGCGGUGGAGUCGUGCCUGACCCGCAUCACUAAGUUGGAGCUGCAGCAGCAGCAGCAGCAGAUGGUGCAGUUGAAGGGUGUGGAGAACGCCAACGCCCGCGCCCUGCUGGGCAAACUCAUCAACAUCAUCCUGGCUGUCAUGGCCGUAGUGCUAGUGUUCGUCUCCACCCCAGCCAACUUCAUCACUCCGCUCAUAAAGACCCAAGCUCGGGGGGCCGCCACCGUCCUACUGGCCCUUUUUCUGUUC
Messenger RNA from Coregonus sp. 'balchen', 7869 nucleotides. NCBI's taxonomy places the organism in Eukaryota, Metazoa, Chordata, Actinopteri, Salmoniformes, Salmonidae. The record is from the annotation of a GenBank genome assembly.